AGUUAUAUCCAUGAACCACGUACCUUCUAGUAACACUACGAACAAUGCCACAGCAGCUUUGAACGGUUCUUCCACGAAGAACCCCCAACCCUCUGCUGCCGCUAAGUACGUUCCUCCUCAUAAACGCAGGCAAAUGGAAGCCGAGGCCGCCGCCCAAGUCGACACCGCUCCCCAUCACGGCACACGUCAUAUUGAAGAAGCAUUCGGUCAUUCAGCCUUUGGUAGGCAGACCUCCUCCUCCUCAUCAUCAAGUAGAUUCGGUGCAUCCAGAGAUUCCUACUCGACCUUCGGUGGCGGCAAAGGAAGAGACCGAUCACAUGAGGGGGGAUUUGGCGGCUCCUCUCGUUUCGGUGCUGCCCCUCGGGAUCAUGAACGUUUCGGAUUCGGAUCUAAGCCAAGUUACGGUGGUCACUCUAGAGGCGCCAACGACAGGUUAGAUUGGUCCCAACCUCCUCCACAGGGGGAUGGGACCUGGGCUCGUCGGGACGGUCGGAGGCCACCAUAUGAGGAUGAGAGGGAACUCUUUGAUCAGGAGAAUGCUGUCCAUGCUGGCAUCAACUUUGAUCAGUACGAUAAGAUCCCUGUGGAGGUCUCCGGUGCGGGGGCUGCUGAAAUAUCCCCGUUGGAGCAGUUCAACGAUGGUGGCGAGGUCGCUGCGGCUAUCGUGGAGAAUAUUAAAAGGUGUGGCUUCGACCGUCCUACACCUGUGCAGAAGUACUCUAUCCCAACUCUUACAACUAGGCGUGAUCUCAUGUCGUGUGCCCAGACUGGUAGCGGCAAGACUGGUGCGUACCUUAUCCCUGCUAUUCAUAAUAUGCUCGCUGAUGGUCCGCCGGACGCGACGUCCAGUGGAGAUUAUGGGCGUAGGAAGGCCUAUCCCAUCACACUGAUCCUAUCACCUACUAGAGAACUAGCGUCCCAGAUCCACGAGGAAGCUCGGAAGUUCUGCUUUAAUACUGGUAUCCGCCCUGUUGUUGUGUACGGUGGUGCUGAUGUCCGUACUCAGCUGCGUGAGCUGGAAAGGGGUUGUGAUAUACUCGUGGCGACCCCUGGUAGGCUGUCUGACCUUAUGGAGAGAUUUCGUGUGUCCCUGUGCCAAAUCAAGAUGCUUAUAUUCGAUGAGGCUGAUAGAAUGCUGGAUAUGGGUUUUGAACCUCAAAUUAGGCGUAUUGUGGAACAGGAGGACAUGCCUAGUUCGAGGGAUGGCAGACAGAGUGCGAUGUUCUCGGCAACUUUCCCUAGAGAGAUUCAGCAGCUUGCCCGGGACUUCCUCAAGGACUACAUCUACCUAACUGUCGGGCGUGUUGGAUCGACCCACGGCUCCAUCAAGCAGAUCAUGAGAUACGUUGAUGAAAACUCAAAGUUGAGGGACUUGUACCGCGUAUUGGAAGAGCAAACGGAAGAGGGGUUGACACUGGUUUUUGUGGAGACCAAACGUAAAGCAGAUGAGAUUGAAAAUAUGCUCAGAAGAGAUAGGUAUCCCGCAACAUCUAUUCAUGGUGACCGAUCACAGUGGGAGCGGGAGGAAGCUUUGAAAGCCUUUAAGAGCGGAGAGUUGCCCAUUCUUGUGGCUACUGAUGUCGCUGCGAGAGGCUUGGAUAUUAGCCACGUUAAUCUCGUUAUCAACUACGAUCUUCCUAAUAACAUUGAUGAUUACGUCCACCGUAUCGGCAGAACGGGUAGAGCUGGUAAUCUGGGGACAGCCAUAGCCUUUGUGAACGAGGGCAGCAAGCCGAUCCUCCGGGAUCUAUGGACUUUGCUCGAAGAGAACAAGCAGGAAAUCCCACAAUGGUUCAUGAGUCUAGUACAAGAGACCACUAGCGCCUCUGGUCGUUUCGGCAGAGGUGGUGGCAAGGGUAGAGGAGGAGGACGUAGUGGUGGUGGAUUUGCCAGUAGAGAUGUCCGUCAACCUACUGGACGCGGAGAUUUCCAACGUUAUGAACACAGAAGUGCUGGCUUCCUCGGCAGACCUGGCGUAGCACCUCCGGCCCCAGUGGUCAACACUCGAGCCGCUGGUAUGCAUCAAAAGCCAGCCGUUAGGCCGCAACCAGCUCGAUCCGUUACCCCUCCUGAGGACUCCUGGGCUGAUGCUUGGUAACCUCCAAGUUACUCUGAUGAUAUUACUGAUACCGC
This is a messenger RNA of Perkinsus marinus ATCC 50983, 2133 nucleotides long. Its product is annotated as ATP-dependent RNA helicase ded-1, putative. Gene Ontology annotation, cellular component: nucleus. Bases 11 to 2098 code for a protein of 695 amino acids. The record is from RefSeq and is a predicted model, not a curated record. NCBI's taxonomy places the organism in Eukaryota, Perkinsozoa, Perkinsida, Perkinsidae. Gene Ontology annotation, molecular function: RNA helicase activity; ATP binding; RNA binding. The transcript is spliced from 24 exons.